AUGACACGGUAUCAUAAUGGCUCACUAAUACCCACCACACUUUUUGGUAGUACCUGUGGAGCAAGCACACUAUUGGUUGGUGAGACCCGUUUGUCAGGUAAUGACAGUCUUCAUCUUUUUAAUCCUCAGGACAUUACAUUGAACGAAGACAAUGGAUUCGAUUAUGUUGCCGACACAUUCAACCACCGAAUACUUCGAUAUUCGUUUGGGUCACCCAUGACCACAGAUGUAGCUGGGGGAAAUGGAGCUGGCAUAGGAGCGAAUUUUUCGAUUGAUUACACUCAAUUGAAUGAGCCGUAUGGUAUUUAUGUUUCGAAAAAUACUAGUACAUUCUAUAUCGCCGAUACAGUAAACAAUCGCAUUGUACGUUGGCGUCUUGGCCAAUCAACCGGAAUGACAAUUGAGGGCGACUGUAAUGGUAUGGUUGGUACUGCCUCAUCUCUGUUGAACGUCCCUCUCACUCUUACUAUGGAUAGUAUCUGUAUGUCAGUGAUUCAGGAAACAAUCGAAUACAAAUGA
Molecule: messenger RNA, 519 nt
Organism: Adineta ricciae
Lineage: Eukaryota; Metazoa; Rotifera; Eurotatoria; Adinetida; Adinetidae
Source: the annotation of a GenBank genome assembly